Lolium perenne is the source of this 1146-nucleotide messenger RNA. RefSeq names its product protein ALP1-like. NCBI's taxonomy places the organism in Eukaryota, Viridiplantae, Streptophyta, Magnoliopsida, Poales, Poaceae. The record is from RefSeq and is a predicted model, not a curated record.
AUGGUUGCAUUAGCAUAUGCUAGUACUCAAAGGUCACCGAGGGACCUAGGUGCCUUCGAUGACUUUGAGAAGAAGGUGGCAUAUAGAAAGUAUGUAUUGGCAAGAACAUACAAUGGGACGGAGACAAGAUGCUAUGAUGAGUUGCGUUUAACAAAAAGAAAUUUCCAUAAUCUUUGUGCUAUGCUGCGUGAGAAGGGUGGUCUCAAAGAUACAACCUAUGUCACGGUAGAAGAAAAUGUUGCUAUGUUCUUACAAGUAGUUGGGCAUGGAACUAAAAUGCAGAUGAUUGGCUAUGAGCGGUCUUUAGAGACAACCAGUAGGCACUUCGGUAAUGUGUUAACUGCCAUCUUAUCUCUAACUGGGGAGUUCAUCAAGCUUCCUGAGCCUACUGCCACCCCUCCCGAUGAUUACAAAUGGAAGUGGUUUCCCAAUGCACUUGGAGCUCUAGACGGGUGUCAUAUUGAUGUGUUUGUUAGGGUGGCUGACAAAGGGAGGUAUAGGAAUAGAAAACAAGACAUCACCACUAAUAUGUUGGGUGUGGUUGAUUGGAACAUGAAGUUUCUCUAUGUUCUACCUGGUUGGGAGGGCUCGGCAUCGGACUCUAAAGUGUUGAAAGAUGACAUGAGAAUUGACCGCCAAGAUGCAUUUGUUGUACCAGAGGGGAAGUACUACCUAGUUGAUGCGGGUUAUACAAAUGGACCUGGAUUCCUAUCUCCAUUUCGAUCCACUAGGUACCACUUGAAAGAGUGGGCUGCUAGUAUACUAGGGCCCCAAACUGAAAAGGAGUUGUACAACUUGAGGCAUUCUCGUGCUAGAAAUGUAGUGGAGAGAUGUUUUGGGCUAUUGAAGAAAAAAUGGGCCAUCCUACGUUCUUGUUCUUUCUUUUCCAUAGAAGACCAGAUUCGAAUUAUUAAUGCUUGUUGUGUGUUGCACAACUAUGCAAGGGAUAGACAACAUGUGAGGGAUGAUCUAUUGCUGCAGGAGAUUGACGCUGAACUAGUAGCUACGGUCCCUGAACCUGCAGAUGAUGUCGCACUAAUUAGAAGUGUGCAACUAAGCGAGACAUGUACCACGUUUAGGCAGGCUUUAGCUGAUGAGCUGUUUGCUGAGUACCUUGUGACACAUGACGAACUAGCAAUGGAGUAG